CAGGGCACAGAUUCCAUCAAAAUGGAAAAUGGGCAGAGCACAGCAGCAAAGAUGGGGCUGCCACCCCUCACACCUGAGCAGCAGGAGGCCCUCCAAAAGGCCAAGAAGUACGCUAUGGAGCAGACCAUCAAGAGUGUGUUGGUGAAGCAAACCAUCGCCCACCAGCAGCAGCAGCUCACCAACCUCCAGAUGGCAGCAGUGACAAUGGGCUUUGGAGAUCCUCUCUCACCUUUGCAAUCGAUGGCAGCUCAGAGGCAGAGGGCACUGGCAAUCAUGUGUCGGGUGUAUGUGGGCUCCAUCCACUAUGAAUUGGGAGAAGACACCAUCCGCCAGGCCUUCACCCCCUUCGGUCCUAUCAAGAGCAUAGACAUGUCCUGGGACUCGGUCACUAUGAAACACAAGGGUUUUGCCUUUGUGGAAUAUGAGAUGCCAGAAGCAGCCCAGCUGGCCUUGGAGCAGAUGAACUCUGUGGUGCUAGGAGGAAGGAAUAUUAAGGUGGGUAGGCCCAGUAACAUCGGACAGGCCCAGCCCAUCAUUGACCAGCUGGCUGAAGAAGCCAGAGCCUUUAACCGCAUCUACAUGGCCUCAGUACACCAGGACCUAUCAGAUGAAGACAUCAAGACUGUGUUUGAGGCAUUUGGCACCAUCAAGUCAUGCACUUUGGCUCGGGACCUGACCACAGGGAAACACAAGGGCUAUGGCUUCAUAGAAUAUGAAGCGGCCCAAUCAUCUGAGGAUGCCGUCUCCAUGAAUCUCUUUAACCUGGGGGGCCAGUACCUUCGGGUGGGCAAGGCAGUCACACCACCUAUGUCCCUACUUAUAUCUGCCACUCCUGGUGGUCUCCCACCUGCAACUGCUGUUGCAGCUGCUGCUGCCACAGCCAAGAUCACUGCCCAGGAAGCAGUGGCUGGUGCAGCUGUACUGGGCACUCUGGCCACACCUGGGCUAGUGUCACCAGCACUGACUCUGGCCCAGCCCCUAGGAGCUCUGCCACAAGCUAUCAUGGCAGCCCAGGCCCCUGGAGUCAUCACAGGUGUGACCCCUGCAAGACCUCCCAUCCCUGUCACCAUUCCUUCUGUGGGGGUGGUGAACCCCAUUCUGGCUAGCCCUCUGACACUAGGCCUCUUGGAGCCUAAGAAGGAGAAGGAAGAGGAGGAACUGUUCCCUGAAUCAGAGCAGCCGGAGAUGCUGAGUGAGCAGGAGCACGUGAGCAUUUCAGGCAGUAGUGCCCGCCACAUGGUCAUGCAGAAGCUGCUGCGGAAACAGGAGUCCACAGUGAUGAUUCUACGCAACAUGGUGGACCCCAAAGACAUUGAUGAGGAUUUAGAGGGGGAAGUGACAGAAGAAUGUGGCAAGUUUGGGGCUGUCAACCGUGUCAUCAUCUACCAAGAGAAGCAGGGUGAAGAUGAGGAUGCUGAAAUUAUAGUCAAGAUCUUUGUGGAGUUCUCAAUGGCCUCAGAGACACACAAGGCUAUCCAGGCUCUCAAUGGGCGUUGGUUUGCUGGCAGAAAGGUGGUGGCUGAGGUCUAUGACCAAGAGCGCUUUGACAAUAGUGACCUGUCUGCGUGA
Messenger RNA from Gracilinanus agilis (Agile Gracile Mouse Opossum), 1569 nucleotides. Its product is annotated as poly(U)-binding-splicing factor PUF60-like. Gene Ontology annotation, molecular function: RNA binding. The coding region runs from base 22 to 1569 and encodes 515 amino acids. Gene Ontology annotation, cellular component: catalytic step 2 spliceosome; precatalytic spliceosome. Gene Ontology annotation, biological process: mRNA splice site recognition; alternative mRNA splicing, via spliceosome; regulation of alternative mRNA splicing, via spliceosome. The transcript has 10 exons. The record is from RefSeq and is a predicted model, not a curated record. NCBI's taxonomy places the organism in Eukaryota, Metazoa, Chordata, Mammalia, Didelphimorphia, Didelphidae.